ACAAAACCGGAAACUCGUGUUGCCUGACUGCUGUUGUUGACACUGCGCACCCUUAGCAAUAAGCUACCAUUUGGUGGAUGUUCGUGUUUUAAAGAACGUGCGUUAAUUAGUCGAUUGUGUCGUCAUAUUAAUUUGGUCUUAAUUUGCUGUUUUGUUGUCUGGUUGUCAGGUUAGACUCCGCUAACCCUGCUAACUUUGAGCCGUAGCUAACAUAGCAGGCUAGCUGUUAAAUGGAGGAAGUUAGCUAAUUAGGACGCCAUGGAAAGAAAAUCGAAGUUCAGCCAUUAGAAGUCAACUGUAUACUUGUCACGUCAGGUUUUAUUGUAGCUUGUUUUUGAAACUGGUUGGGACAACACUCAAAAGCAAGAUGGCAGUGGAGCUGGAUGUGUUCGUGGGAAACACCACUAUCAUGGAUGAGGAGGUUUACCAGCUCUGGUUGGAUGGAUACACAGUGAAUGAUGCAGUGAAGGUACGGAUGGAAGGAGGAGUGAUGGAGGAGUGUGAGGCAAGUGCAGAUGUUCUGCUGAGUGACACCAUGGACCAGUACAGGACUUUCCAGAUGUGUGAACGUCUGCUGCACAGUCCAGCCAAACUAGCCAACCAGCUACUGUUCCAGAUCCCACCUCAUCGACAAGCCAUCCUCAUAGAGAGAUACUAUGCCUUUGAUGAUGUGUUCGUCAGAGAGGUCUUAGGAAAGAAACUCUCCAAAGGAACUAAGAAAGACUUGGACGAUAUCGGUGCCAAGACAGGUGUGACACUGAAGAGCUGCAGACGGCAGUUUGACAACUUCAAACGUGUUUUCAAAGUUGUGGAAGAGCUGAAGGGACCCCUGGUGGAGAACAUACGUCAGCAUUUCCUUCUCUCUGAUAAGCUUGCAAGGGAUUAUGCUGCCAUCGUUUUCUUUGCCAAUAAUCGCUUUGAGACGGGGAAAAGAAAGCUGCAAUAUCUUACUUUCCAGGACUUUGCUUUUUGUGCUGGGCAGCUUAUCAACAACUGGACCGUUGGUGCCGUUGAUAAUAUGGUGGAAGACAUGGACGUGGAUCUUGAUAAAGAGUUUUUACAAGAGCUGAAAGAGCUGAAGAUUUUAAUCACUGACAAAGAUCUGCUGGAUCAACACAAAAGUCUGGUCUGCACAGCUCUCAGAGGAAAGACUAAAGCUUUUAAUGAGAUGGAGGCUAAUUUCAAGAAUCUUUCCCGAGGCCUCAUUAAUAUCGCUGCAAAGUUAACCAACACAAAAGAUGUCAGAGAUUUCUUCAUUGAUCUUGUGGAAAAGUUUAUUGAGCCGUGUCGUUCGGACAGAUGGACAGCAGCGGAUAUGAAACUCUACCUCACUCACUACACCAACUCUGCACACAUACUUGACACAUUCAAACAUCAGGUUGUGUGGGACAGAUACAUGGGCGUCAUCAAAAGCUGUAUCUUCAAAAUGUAUCACGACUGAAGUGUUUUCUUUGCGGCUUGCCCCUCUCUCUCUACCCCCGGCCCUUCCCUCGGUUUGUUUUCUGUCUGUUCCCCCCGCUGAAGCCGUUAUCUUAGCCCCUCGGUUUGUGCUUUCUGUGUUUUGUUUCGUCAGCGGCGAUGAAUUCUGCUUCUCAAGCCCCAUUAUCGCUUUCAGCCUCCCUGUUUGCACUUCUAGUUGUCCUCGCAGUGUCUGUAAAUUUGGUUUGUAAAUAAAAUGAACACAUUUACAUCAA
Morone saxatilis (striped sea-bass) is the source of this 1694-nucleotide messenger RNA. It is a transcript of the gene fibpa, whose product is annotated as fibroblast growth factor (acidic) intracellular binding protein a. Gene Ontology annotation, biological process: platelet aggregation. The coding region runs from base 368 to 1441 and encodes 357 amino acids. NCBI's taxonomy places the organism in Eukaryota, Metazoa, Chordata, Actinopteri, Moronidae. Gene Ontology annotation, cellular component: nucleus. The record is from RefSeq and is a predicted model, not a curated record. The transcript has 11 exons. Gene Ontology annotation, molecular function: fibroblast growth factor binding.